This is a messenger RNA of Harmonia axyridis, 597 nucleotides long. RefSeq names its product 60S ribosomal protein L24-like. The annotation marks the transcript as partial. Lineage: Eukaryota; Metazoa; Arthropoda; Insecta; Coleoptera; Coccinellidae. Gene Ontology annotation, molecular function: mRNA binding; structural constituent of ribosome. The transcript has a single exon. Gene Ontology annotation, cellular component: cytosolic large ribosomal subunit. Gene Ontology annotation, biological process: cytoplasmic translation. The record is from RefSeq and is a predicted model, not a curated record.
UUUGCCAAUUUAAAAACUACUGAAUCUAGGGCAAUCAUAUCAUCAGAUGAUGACGAUGACAUCUUUCACGCUCAAUGUUUCGAACAGAACUACCAGUUUCAGCCAGCAAUUACUCUUUCCUCCAUAGUAGCGAGAAAACAGAACCAUUUAUUGAGGAAUCCAAGGAAAGUAACAUGGGCCAUCCUCUACAGAAGGAAACAUAAGAAGAGUCAAGAGGAGGAAACUACCAAAAAACGUACCAGGAGGACUCAAAAAUUCCAAAGGGCUAUUGUAGGAGCUCCUCUAAAUGGCAUUAUGGCUAAGAGAAAUCAAGGGCCUGAAGUGAGGAAAGCUCAGGGAGAACAAGCCAUCGGGGCUGUCAAAGAGCAGAAGAAGAGCCAAAAGGCUACCAAGAGGGCUGCCGCUCCACCUAAACCCAAAGCUGCACCUAAACAGAAAGCAGCCAAAAAUGUAGAAAAGGCUGCACCACGUGUAGGAGGAAAAAAUUAUUUUAAGAUCCUUAAUAAAUCAUCAACUUACUGGUACUCAUUUCCAGCUGCUCGGAAUCGGACUGGUUGCCUUCUGGCCCGAGUAGACCUUCUCCAACCUGAAGAAUAA